Penicillium manginii is the source of this 1518-nucleotide messenger RNA. Its product is annotated as cytochrome P450. The transcript has 5 exons. Gene Ontology annotation, molecular function: heme binding; oxidoreductase activity, acting on paired donors, with incorporation or reduction of molecular oxygen; monooxygenase activity. Lineage: Eukaryota; Fungi; Ascomycota; Eurotiomycetes; Eurotiales; Aspergillaceae. The record is from RefSeq and is a predicted model, not a curated record. Bases 1 to 1518 code for a protein of 505 amino acids.
AUGGCGUAUAUCCAGGCCGCUUCCACACCCGCCAUUAUAGUUCUCAUCGUUGUUAUUGUGUUUGUGAGUCCCAAUUAUGGCUCUUGGCUUGAAUCAUAUACUGACCGGAAUCAGACCAAAAUCUAUCGGGUUUAUACUGGCCCUCUUGCACAUCUCCCUGGCCCUGCCAUUUCAAAAUGGACAGGGCUGGUUCUGCAAAGACAUCUGUUCGCAGGGGAUAGGCCACGUUAUGUCCAGAACCUACAUAAAAAAUAUGGUCCGAUUGUUCGCAUCAGCCCCGAUGAACUUGAUGUCAGUGACAGUGCGGCAGCAAAAGCAAUUCACAAGGUGGCCAGUCGAUUUUACAAAGGUCGAUUUUAUGAACAUAUUGGUCACCGUAGUCCCAAGACUCUCUUCAGCUCAACGGAUCCUCAAUUUCAUGCAUAUCGACGUCGGCUACUGGGUGGGCCUAUGUCUGAAACCUCAAUUCGACAGCAUGAGUCUGCCGUAACCCAGAAAGUAAAACUAUGCAUUGAUCAAAUGACCAGGGAAGCUGAAAGUCGGGGCUGUAUAGAUGUCUUUAAGUGGUGGUGCUUUCUUGCGACGGACACAAUCGGUGAGCUGAGCUUCGGCGAAUCCUUCAGAAUGCUUGAGAAAGGAGAGAAAAGUCAAUACUCACUAGACCUUGAGAAGGUUUCGACUCUGAUGAUUAUUCGUACGACAUUUCCAUUCCUGUCUCGGGUUGCAGAAUAUGUGCCACUGCCAUACUUCAAGCAAGCUGCUCAGUGUGGAAAAAGGAUGGGCGGAUAUACUGCGGAGUCUAUCCAACGGUACAAGAAGCAUGUCGAGAUACAUGGCGAUAAUGUAAAACCCACCCUAUUUACCAACUUGAUCAACAAGGGCCACCACGAAGGUAGUUUGACAGAGGCUGAGAUCAGACUGGAAGCAGGGGGAUACAUUGUAGCUGGCAGUGACACCUCAGCUAUAUCUUUAACCUACUUGGUCUGGGCUGUCUGCAAAAACCAUUAUAUUCGAGAAUCGCUGGUUGCCGAAAUUGCGACACUCCAGGAUGAUUUCACAGACGAGGACUUGCGUCUUUUAUCUUACACACGCAGGGUCAUCGAUGAGACAUUGAGACUAUACCCGGCUGUGCCAGGGGCGUUGCCACGAGCGGUGCCGCCAGAGGGCGCGAAACUGGUCAAUCAUUUCAUUCCAGGGGGAGUGACUGUUUCAACGCAGGUAUACAGUCUUCAUCGAGAUCCAGAGAUUUUUCCCAAUCCUGAAAGUUUCGACCCUGAUAGAUGGAUCAACCCCACAAAAGAGAUGAAAGAGUCCUUCAUGCCUUUUGGAGGCGGCUCCCGGACCUGCAUUGGUAUGCAUCUUGCGCGUAUGGAACUACGUCUCGCAACGGCGCAUUUCUUCCGUCGCUUUACUAGCCCCAAGGUGUCGAGUAAGGAAGGUUUUACCGACGAUGAUAUGUAUCAGCACAUGUACUUCCUUGUGUCCCCAAAAGGUCAUCGGUGCUUGAUAGAUAACUAG